Pipra filicauda (Wire-tailed manakin) is the source of this 3735-nucleotide messenger RNA. RefSeq names its product myotubularin related protein 8 (gene MTMR8). Gene Ontology annotation, molecular function: phosphatidylinositol-3,5-bisphosphate phosphatase activity. The record is from RefSeq and is a predicted model, not a curated record. Bases 43 to 1956 code for a protein of 637 amino acids. Gene Ontology annotation, cellular component: nuclear envelope. Gene Ontology annotation, biological process: negative regulation of autophagy; dephosphorylation. The transcript is spliced from 16 exons. NCBI's taxonomy places the organism in Eukaryota, Metazoa, Chordata, Aves, Passeriformes, Pipridae.
UGGCGGCGGCGCGGCCCGUCAGGCUGGCGGGGUCAGGCGGCCAUGGAGCACAUCAGCACCCCAAAGGUCGAGAACGUGAAAUUGCUGGAUCGCUACGCGAACAGGAAGGUGGCCAAUGGGACAUUGUACCUGACAGCCACACACCUGAUCUACGUGGAGGCUUCUGCUGAAGUCAGGAAGGAAACAUGGAUCCUGCAUCACCACAUUGCAAGUGUGGAGAAGCUGCCCCUGACCACAGCUGGGUACCCCCUGCUUAUCCACUGCAAGAACUUCCACGUGGCUCACUUUGUCCUGGGGCAGGAGCGGGACUGCCACGAUGUGUUCACCUCCCUGCUCAAGCUCUCACAGCCAGUGAAACCUGAAGAACUUUAUGCUUUCUCUUACAAUCCUAAAAUGUCUAAAGAGAACCGGGAAAUUGGGUGGAAACUAAUUGAUUUAAAACUGGAUUACCAGCGCAUGGGAAUUCCAAACGACUACUGGGAAAUAACGGAUGUUAACAAGGACUACGAGGUUUGCAGCACAUACCCUCCAGAAAUCGUGGUGCCUCGAGCUGCCUCCAAGGCAGUGGUGAUGGGAAGUUCAAAGUUCAGAAGCCGAGGGCGGAUUCCGGUGCUUUCUUACUUGUAUAAGGAAAACAAUGCUGCCCUGUGCCGCUGCAGUCAGCCCCUGGCCGGGUUCAGCGCACGCUGCCUGGAGGACGAGCAGAUGCUCCAGGCCAUCCGAGAGGCCAACCCCGGGAGCCCCUUCAUGUGGCUUUAUUUCAUCUGUGCAUGUAUGUCUGUGAAAAGCUUUGGAAUUCUCUUACUAUUUCUAUCCCACCAUUUGAAUGCCAUGGCCAACCGAGCUGCUGGGAAGGGCUAUGAGAACGAGGACAACUAUGAGAACAUCCGCUUCAAAUUCAUUGGCAUAGAGAACAUUCAUGUGAUGAGGAGCAGCCUGCAGAAACUCCUGGAAGUGUGUGAAAUGAAAUCCCCCUCCAUGAGCGACUUCCUCACUGGGCUGGAGAACUCGGGUUGGUUACGGCACAUCAAGGCUGUCAUUGAUGCAGGUGUCUUCCUUGCCAAGGCUGUGAGGGAGGAGAAGGCCAGUGUCCUGGUGCACUGCUCCGACGGGUGGGAUCGCACAGCCCAGGUCUGCUCCCUGGCUGGGCUCCUCUUGGACCCCUUCUACAGGACCUUCAAAGGCUUCAUGGUUCUGAUAGAAAAGGAGUGGAUUGCAAUGGGCCACAAGUUCUCCCACAGGUGUGGCCACUUGGAUGGGGACCCCAAGGAGGUGUCCCCCGUGUUCACCCAGUUUGUGGAGUGUGUCUGGCAGCUCAUGCAGCAGUUCCCCUGCUCCUUUGAGUUCAAUGAGAGGUUCCUUCUGGAAAUCCAUGACCAUGUUUACUCCUGCCAGUUUGGCAACUUCCUUGGGACCUGCCACAAGGAGCGUGAAGAUCUCAAAAUCUUUGAGAAGACCCAUUCUCUGUGGCCUUUCCUCUUACAGAGGAAGCAGGAAUUGAGAAAUCCUUUGUACAGAGGGUUUACAGCUUACAAAGAACUUCAACCAAACACACUGCCUUUCAGUUUCCAGUUUUGGUGUGGGAUGUACAAUCGCUUUGACAAAGGGAUGCACCCAAAACAGUGUGUGUUGGAUCAUCUGCUGAGCUGCAUGAGCCAGAAGGUGCAGCUGGAGGACGAUGCAUCUGAACUGGAAAACAAACUUCCUUUCCUUGACGGUCCUUUGCCUGGUGAAGCUUCCUCCUUCCCCAGAGCAGGACAUGCUGCUCCCAAAGCCCCCGUGCCCAACACUCCUCAGAACUAUGGAGGGGCAGCACCCCCUGUGCUGAGCAACGGGACCUCCCCUGGGGCUGGGGGCUCAGCUGUGGACCAGAAGCACAAAGAGAACCUGUCUCACCACCACCAGGAUCUUGGUGCCUCCACGGAGGUGUCGGACGGGAAUGCUCAGCACCAGUGAGGAGCUCUGGGAAUGCUCAGCACCAGUGAGGAGCUCUGAACUGUUGGGUGAAGCAGGCUCUGAUGGGGUGACCCCACGGGGUGCAGACCCCCAUUUACAGCUGAGUGUGACUCCAGGCUGACUGCAAAGCUUCCUGAGGAGCAACCAGAGCUUCUGGCCUCUGAGAGGAGCUUAGUCCAACCUUUGUGGGUGAUCCAGGCUCCAGGUGAAGAGAUUUCCCUGGUGGCUUUUGAGUGAUGAAUCCACAGCCCCACUGCUGAGGGUGUAAUUUAAAAAUGCUCUUUUAUCCCAUUCUUUUUAGUCAUUAAUUCAAAAGUCAAGGUGAGUUGUUAUAUUUUCUGAGUGCUGGCAAACUCAGGUGAGGUGGGAGAAUGCUCAGGGAAGAGGGGGAUUCCAGGUGCAGAAAACUUGCCUUGUGUUUAUGAACGAGAUUGGAAUCAAUACUUUACUUAGAGCUGUGCAGCAACAGUCAAACCUACAAUUAAAUCUGCAGAGUGGUGAGACAUGAGGUGAAAGGAGUUGAUUUGAUGUUUUGAAGGCUUUCUCAAGCGCUUCAGGCUGCCAUUUGCAUUGGGAGAUGCAUGUGGAUGGUUUAAAUCUGCCUGGCAGAGCCGUGCAGGCUAUUUCAGUCAUCAGUCUGAAAAUAAGCAUUUGGAGGUUUUUAAUACUCGUGUGGGAGCUGAGUAACAACAAGGAGGGGACCUGCAGGAGAUGCUGGUCCUGAGCUCUCCAUCCUCACUUGGGGCAGGAUGAGCCUGUGAACCCCUGGAAUAGACCCAGACCUGUUACUGAGCCCCUGAUCAAUAUUUCCCACUGCACUGUGCACCUUAAAAAUGGGGAUUUUCUAGCUAUUAAGGCAAAAAAUUAGGCCUGGCUCUUGAGUAUACUCAGUCCCCAGGUGUUUCACAGCCUUUUUUUCCUUCUUGCUAAUUUUAAAUGUUCUUAAUGUUGCCAGUGAAAUCCUUCAUUUACCUUAAUUAGAUUUGCCUUACAUUUAAUUGGAUUAUUAGCAUUAACACUGACUACAAUUGAUAAAGCUGCAGUUUACGUUUGGGGGAAAUUCAGGCGAAAGGUGUGUUAAUUGUAGCUUCCCUUGCCUGCAAACAGCACGUAGAUUGGAGCGUUCUCCUGGAAACUGUAUUUUCCUGCUCUUUAGGGGAGUAGGGGGGUGGGGAUACAAAACCCAGUAGCCUUUGGAGUAACAACCCUGAGUAAGGGUUAUAGUAAAUGCUAACCCUUAGUAGGGGUUACUGAGUAAUAAAUGAGUUAGUCAGAGCAGGGCAAUGGGGUUGGGAAAAGUCAAAGCUGCUUUAUGAAUCUGAUCUUUUUUGCUCCCUCUCUCUCAACAAAGGACAGAUCUUGAAGCCUGCUCAGCCAUGGGAGAGAAGCAAGGAAUUCAGUGUGAAUGAGAAUCCAUGAAGACAUAUCCAUAAGCAAAAAUCCCCAUGGAUGGAUCUGCAGAUUGUCAGGUGCUGUUCCUGUUGAGGGAUUUCCACCUGGGAAUGUUCCAGGCCAGGCUGCAUAAACUUGGAGGAACCUGGUUUAGUGGAAGGUGUAACUGGAUGUUUUUAAGGUCCCUUCCAACCCAAACCAUCCUGGGAUUCCAGGCUCCAAAAGGGAGCUCCCAGAAGGCCAUGGAAGCAGGGAGCCCAACUCCUGUGGCUCCAAUGCUGCUGAAAUUCCUCAGGGAGGAGAAGAAACAGGUGCUGGAUUCCUCCUUCAUGUCUAACUGUGCAUUUUGGGUGUUAACGCACCAAGUAAAUUGGGAAUUGCCUACAA